AACAUUCUCAAACAUCCGCUAUGUUCCUUCCCACUAUUCUGUGAAUCUCCAUUUCUCCACCCGUCACGGUUCGUUUGUUUUCCUCGCGACGCGGAGGAGAGCGUAUUCAUACGCGCAAGUAGGUGGAGAAAAUAAAAAGUGAACGAUAUUGACUAUAAGCGACAGCCAACACAGUGGGAAAGUGGCACCAGUUGGCAUUCCCAAAGACCGUCGUUUGAUCUGCUUUUCAUAGCUGUCCCCAUAGAGGGCUGUUACUGAGGGAGGUGUCCUCCUAGUUGGUGACGGUUACAGUAGGCGACACGGAGCCUGUACGUUGUCCUGGCCAGGAUGCAGGAAGUGUGUCUGGACUGAUAUUUUAAUCUGAUUUGAAUGAAGACCAAACGCGUGCUGCACUAACUGAGGGGUUGUCGUAGCAACUAUCUGAGAUGGAUUUUUUUCCCAAGACUCAAUAAGGUUGGAUUUCAAGUCUUUGACUAGUGGAGUGGAGGCCAAGAUGUCAUCGAAGAUGCCAAGCUCUAACAACAUAGCCCAAGCCAGGAGGACAGUACAACAGCUGAGGAUAGAGGCCAGUAUUGAGAGGAUAAAGGUAUCCAAAGCCUCUGCGGACCUCAUGCACUACUGUGGCGAACACGCCAAGUACGACCCUCUGCUCAUGGGCAUACCUGCCUCAGAGAACCCCUUCAAGGACAAAAAGCCCUGCACUAUAUUGUAGUGAAGCCUUUUUAUUUAUCUGUUUGCUUCUUAAUGUUGCCUGUAUUUUAUUUUUUGGGGAGAAUUGGGAUCUAAAACCACUACUCAUCCAUCAAUCUUGCCUUAAAGCCUGUAACAUUACCCUUUAAUGAAAAUGCUGUAUUUUAUCACUCAAUUUGAACUUGCCAUAGUUACAUAAUAACAUACAGUAAACAGUUAGAAUAUACACUACCAUUCAAAGGUUUGGGGUCACUUAGAAAUGGUCCAUUAAAAUAACAUCAAAUUGAUCUGAAAUACAGUGGAGACAUUGUUA
This is a messenger RNA of Oncorhynchus tshawytscha (Chinook salmon), 1003 nucleotides long. RefSeq names its product guanine nucleotide binding protein (G protein), gamma 12a (gene gng12a). The transcript has 5 exons. Lineage: Eukaryota; Metazoa; Chordata; Actinopteri; Salmoniformes; Salmonidae. Bases 494 to 712 code for a protein of 72 amino acids. Gene Ontology annotation, biological process: G protein-coupled receptor signaling pathway. Gene Ontology annotation, molecular function: G-protein beta-subunit binding. The record is from RefSeq and is a predicted model, not a curated record. Gene Ontology annotation, cellular component: heterotrimeric G-protein complex.